GCGCUCUCCCCUCCCCCGGUCACUCGCAAAACCGCAAGUGAGGAGCGGUGUGACGCACCGGACCGGCAGUAGACGGGACUCUUCCCGGGAGUGAGCUCGAGUGUGUGUGAGAGAGAGAGUGAGAGUGUGUGCGGGGCCACCACCGAGCAACAUGUUCCCAGCGUGGAGACGGAAAAGGCGCACCGGGGGCUCGACGGUGGCGCCGCCGCGAACCAUGGUGGUUACAGCUGGACAGGUCGGACAGGUGUGGAUCUCCUGUUGGAUUCUGCUGUCGGCGACUUGUAUCCUCAGAGCCAGCGCUCAAGUAGAUGACGUCCCACCUUAUUUUAAGAUGGAGCCUCCUCAGACACAGGUUCACCUGGAGGGGAACCGCCUGGUCCUGACCUGUAUGGCCGAGGGCAGCUGGCCCCUGGAAUUCAAAUGGAUCUAUAAUGGGACUGAACUCACACGUUUCUCCUUGGAAUACAGGUACCUGAUGCCCUCACUGGACCGUUCACACGCUGGCCACUACCGCUGCAUUGUGAGGAACCGAGUGGGUGCAAUAAUGCAGUGCAGCACCGAAGUGCAGGUUGCCUAUAUGGGUGGUUUUGUGGAGGGUGAGAGGUCUCAAACAGUUUCCCAGGGUGAGGGUGCUCUCAUCCACGUGCCGCAGAUUCACAGCUUCCCCAAGCCACAGAUCACCUGGUUCAGAGACGGGCGUAAGAUUCCCUCCAGCAGCCGUAUUGCUAUCACGCUGGACAACACACUGGUCAUCCUGUCCACGGUCGCCCCUGAUGCUGGUCGCUACUACGCCCAGGCGGUUAAUGACAAGAAUGGCGAGAACAAAACCAGUCUGCCCAUCACACUCACAGUGGAGAAUGUCGGAGGACCCGUAGACCCCAUCGCCCCCACUAUCAUCAUCCCCCCGAGGAACACCAGUGUAACAGUGGGGAGAAAUGAAGCCGUCAUGGAGUGUGUUGCCAAUGCCAGACCCCUCGUCAAAAUGAGUAUCACUUGGAGGAAAAACGGGGUGGUGGUGAGCACUGGGAUCCGAGAUUUUGGCCGCAGAUUGGUCAUCAGUUUGCCCGUGGUCAGUGACAGCGGUUACUACGAGUGUGAGGCGUCACUCCGCAGCAGCAGCGUCCCCUCAGCCACUGCUGGGGCCUUCCUGCAUGUUCUUGAGUUUCCUCUGUUUGUCAAAGAGCCACCGAGUCAUAUCAGCGCAGAGAUGGAAAAGGUGGUGGAUAUCCCCUGUCAGGCGAGAGGCACGCCGCAGCCAGACAUUGUGUGGUAUAAAGAUGCAGUGCCCAUCAGCCCGGUGAAGAUCCCGAGGUACAGGGUGUUGGUGGGAGGCAGUCUCCAGAUCAACGGUCUCCUCCCAGAUGACACCGGGAUGUUUCAAUGUUUUGCUCGCAAUCUCGCAGGAGAGAUCCAGACAAACACCUACCUAGCUGUUACUAGCAUCGCUCCCAAUAUCACCGCCGGUCCCUCUGACAGCGCCGUGAUUGACAGCAUGUCAGUCAUCCUGCACUGUGAGACCUCGGGAGCCCCACGGCCAGCCAUCACCUGGCAGAAAGGUGAACGUGUCUUGGCCAGUGGCUCGGUCCAGCUGCCCAGGUUCACUCUGCUGGAGUCGGGCAGCCUGCUAAUCAGUCCCUCCCACCUGUCUGACGCCGGCACCUACACGUGCAUGGCCAGCAACUCCAGGGGCAUCGAUGAGGCUUCAGCUGAUCUCGUGGUCUGGGCACGAACUCGCAUCACAAAACCGCCACUCGACCAAAGUGUCAUCAAAGGGACCAAGGCCGUCAUGACCUGCGGCGUUACCCAUGAUUCCAGUGUCACCAUCAGGUAUGUUUGGGAGAAGAGCGGCUCGGUGAUUGACGUGAACACGUCGCCUCGCCUGCGGCUGGAGCCCGACGGGACCCUGCACAUCUCCCAGACGUGGUCGGGUGACAUUGGAACAUACACCUGCAGGGUGACCUCAGUGGGUGGCAACGACUCCCGCAGCGCCCACCUCAGAGUCAGGCAACUGCCCCACGCUCCAGAAAACCCAAUAGCAAUUUUGAGUGUCUCAGAGAAGAGGGCCAUCAACCUCACAUGGGCCCAGGCCUUUGAUGGAAACAGCCCCCUCAUCCGCUACAUCCUGGAAGUCUCCGAAAACAAUGCCCCUUGGACGGUGCUGCUGGCCAACAUUGAGCCAGAGUCUACCGGGGUUACCGUUGGUGGCCUCAUCCCAGCGCGUUCGUACCAGUUCCGCCUGUGCGCCGUCAAUGAUGUGGGCAGGGGCCAGUUCAGCAAAGAGACUGACCGGCUAACUCUCCCAGAGGAGCCUCCCAGUGCCCCCCCGCAGACCGUCAUCGCAAGUGGCCGCACCAACCAGUCCAUCAUCAUCCAAUGGCAGCCACCCCCGGAAAGUCAUCAGAACGGUCCACUCCAGGGCUACGUCAUCAGGUACUGUCUGUCUGGGCUUCCAGUGGAUUGCCAGAUGAAAAACAUCACCAGCCCGGACCAGACCAGUCUGCUCCUGGAGGACCUCAUCAUCUGGACCAACUAUGAGAUGGAAGUGGCAGCCUAUAAUGGAGCAGGCAGGGGCACGUACAGCCAUAAAGUCACUGAGUGGACUCUGCAAGGAGUGCCCACUGUGCCACCAGGAAAUGUACAAGCCGAGGCUGUCAACUCCACCACGGUGCGUUUUACCUGGAGUGCCCCGAGCCCUCAGUUUAUCAAUGGAAUCAACCAGGGAUAUAAGCUGUUGGCAUGGGAACCCAGUCAUGCAAAUGAGGUCACCAUGGUUACGGCGCGUCCCAACUUCCAGGAUAGUGUUCAUGUCGGCUACAUCUCCGGCCUUAAAAAGUUCACAGAGUACUUCACGUCAGUGCUGUGCUUCACUACCCCAGGAGACGGGCCCCGCAGCCCAUCUCAGCGGUUGCGCACCCAUGAGGAUACCCCUGGUGCUGUGGGACACCUCAGUUUCACUGACAUUUUGGACACCUCGCUAAAAGUCAGCUGGAAGGAGCCACAAGAGAAAAAUGGAGUUCUCACAGGCUACCGUAUAUCCUGGGAGGAGUUCAACAGGACCAAUACUCGGGUGACCCAUUAUUUGCCCAGCCUGACUCAGGAGUACAAGGUGACAGGGCUCACUGCCCUCACCACUUACACCAUCCAGGUCGCAGCCAUGACCGCCAAGGGCCAGGGCCAGCUCUCCGCUUCCACCAUCUCCUCUGGUGUGCCACCGGAGUUGCCCGGUCCUCCCACCAAUUUAGCCAUUUCCAACAUCGGCCCUCGUUCUGUGACUCUGCAGUUCAAACCCGGAUAUGACGGGAAGACAUCCAUCUCCCGCUGGCAGGUUGAAGCUCAGAUUGGCAUAAUAGGAGAAAAUGAGGAAUGGCUGAUGGUUCAUCAGCUGGCUAAUGAACCUGAUGCUCGAUCGCUGGAGGUCCUGGAGCUAAACCCUUAUACUUUUUACAGGUUCCGAAUGCGUCAGGUAAACAUCGUGGGCACCAGUCCUCCCAGUCAGCCCUCCAGGAAGAUCCAGACCCUGCAGGCCCCUCCAGACAUCUCCCCCGCCAACGUCACCCUGCGCACAGCCAGCGAGACCAGUCUGUGGCUUCGCUGGGUGCCUCUUCCAGAGUGGGAGUACAACGGAAAUCCAGAUCUCCUCGGCUACAAGGUCCAAUACUCCAAAGCCGCCUCUAAAGGGGGCGUUCUCUCUCACGUUAUCAUGGACCGGCUGGAGAGGGAGUUCACCAUCGAGGACCUGGAGGAGUGGAUGGAGUACGAGGUCAGAGUUCAGGCCAUCAAUGGUAUUGGCUCAGGACCCUGGAGCUCGCCAGUCCACGGCAGGACCAGAGAGUCUGUGCCCUCCAGCGGUCCCACCAAUGUGUCAGCCUUCGCCACCACCUCCAGCAGCAUCCUGGUGCGGUGGGGAGAAGUCCCAGCGACUGACCGCAAUGGACUCAUUUUGGGAUAUAAGGUUGUGUACAAAGAGAAGGACUCGGACAAAGCACCCGACUUCUGGACAGUGGACGGCAACACUAGCCACAGUGUGCAGCUGAGCGGUCUGGGCAAGUACGUCCUGUAUGAGAUCCAAGUGCUUGCUUUCACUCGUAUCGGAGAUGGAAGGAGCAGCUCGCCGUCCAUUCUGGAGAGGACACUGGACGAUGUGCCAGGACCUCCAGUUGGCAUUCUCUUCCCAGAAGUUAGAACCACCUCAGUCAGGCUCAUCUGGCAACCGCCCGCACAGCCCAAUGGCAUUAUCCUGGCCUAUCAGAUCACAUUCAGACGAAACUCUUCAAAUAGCAACGCCGCCACUGUAGACGUGCUGAGCCCCAGCGCGCGGCAGUACACGGCGACGGGCCUGAAGCCAGAGAUGGUUUAUGUAUUCCGCCUCACCGCUCAGACACGGAAAGGUUGGGGGGAGGCGGCUGAGGCUUUGGUGGUCACAACAGAAAAGAGAGCUCGACCCCAACCAACGAGCCGCCCUGUUGUGCCUCAAGAGGAAGUCCAGGCUCGCAGAGUGCUGUUGUCAUGGGAACCAGGCAGCGACGGCUUGUCCCCAGUUCGUUACUACACAGUCCAGUACAGAGAGCUGCCCGACAGUAACUGGACCGUCCACUCUGCAUCAGUCAGACAUGAGACACACUCCUACAUAGUGGACAGGUUAAAGCCGUUCACUUCUUACCAGUUCCGCAUUAAAGCCACUAAUGACAUCGGAGACAGUGAGUACAGUCAGGAGAGCGAAGCCAUCACCACGCUACAAGAUGCCCCAGACAAAGCCCCAACAAUUAUGUCUGUUACACCUCACACAACCACAUCUGUGCUGGUCCGUUGGCAGCCUCCGUCUGAGGAUCACAUAAACGGGGUCCUGUUGGGGUUCAGGGUCCGAUACCGAGAGUUACAUUACGACAGGUUGCGCAGCUUCACCGUCCGUACGGUCAACAGUCCUUCUGCCAACUGGGCUGAUCUCACCGCUCCUUACAGUGUCAGGAACCUGAGUGAAUCCUCACUCACCCAGUAUGAACUGGAUAAUUUGAGUAAACACAAACGCUAUGAGAUCCGUCUCAGUGUGUACAACGCUGUGGGGGAGGGUCCGAGCAGCACGCCACAGGAAGUGUUUGUUGGAGAGGCGGUUCCAACAGCCCCUCCCCAAAAUGUGGUGGUCCAGUCCUCAACAGCCACACAGCUGGAUGUCACAUGGGACCCUCCUCCUCUGGAUGCUCAGAAUGGGGACAUACAGGGUUACAAGAUAUAUUUCUGGGAGUUCCAGCUCCAGAAUGAGACGGAGCGCCUGCGUACGCUGUUCCUGCCGGAGCUCGGUGUGAAGCUUAAAAACCUGACAGGCUACACCACCUACAUGAUGAGCGUGGCGGCCUUCAACGCUGCAGGGGAUGGACCCCGCUCCCUGCCCACCAGAGGGCGCACUCAGCAAGCAGCCCCCAGUGCUCCCAGCUUCGUCCACUUCAGUGAGUUGACCACCACCUCCGUCAACGUGUCAUGGGGAGAGCCCAAGCAGCCAAACGGCAUCAUUGAGGGAUACCGCCUGGUUUACGAGCCCUGCACUCCAGUCGAUGGUGUCAGUAAGAUAGUGACAGUAGAUGUGAAGGGCAGCACUCCCUUGUGGAUGAAGAUCAAAGACCUGGCCGAUGGUGUCACCUACAACUUCCGCAUCCGAGCUAAAACGCUCACUUACGGGCCAGAGGUCGAAGCCAACAUAACCACUGGGCCGGGAGAAGGAGCCCCGGGCCCUCCUGGAGAACCCUUUAUCUCUCGUUACGGCACCGCCCUCACGCUGCACUGGACGAGUGGCGAUCAAGGUCGUGCACCCAUCACCAGAUACGUUAUUGAAGCCAGACCCUCUGAUGAAGGAUUGUGGGAUAUCCUUAUCAAAGACAUUCCUAAAGAAGUGACAUCCUACACACUUAACCUGGACAUGCUAAGAGAAGGGGUCACCUAUGACUUUCGAGUAAUAGCAGUCAAUGACUACGGAUAUGGAUCUCCCAGCGCUCCUUCCCCUUCCAUAUCAGCCCAGAAAGUUUCUCCCUUCUAUGAGGAGUGGUGGUUCCUGGUUGUGAUUGCUCUGGUUGGCCUCAUCUUCAUCCUCCUCCUUGUUUUCAUUCUCAUCAUCCGAGGCCAGAGUAAAAAAUACACCAAAAAAGCAGAUUCAGUGUCGUCCUCCUACCCCUGUCCAGGCAACCACUCCAACUGCACAGCGCUGCCCCUGACCCAUGGAGAAAUGGUGCGCCUGGACGAGGGACGCUUCCCGGCCCUGGAGCUCAACAACAGACGCCUCUCCAUGAAAAACUCAUUUUGCCGCAAGAACGGCAUCUACACACGUUCCCCACCAAGACCGAGCCCUGGAAGUCUGCACUACUCAGACGAGGAUGUCAGCACUAAGUAUAAUGACCUGAUUCCUGCAGAGAGCAGCAGUCUGACAGAGAAACCCUCUGAGAUAUCUGACUCUCAGGGCAGCGACAGCGAGUAUGAGAUGGAUCAGAGCCGACAGAAGACGCACUCCUUUGUCAACCACUACAUCAGUGACCCCACCUACUACAACUCGUGGCGGCGGCAGCAGAAGGGCGUCUCUCGUCCACCGGCGUACGGCUACUCUCAGCCCGAGCCCCUGGUGGAACAGGAGUCGCGGCAGCACCCCCCGCCCGUGCCCCCUCUGCCUCCUCUGCCCCCUCUCCUCCCCCAGAGCGCCCCAUCCCCGCAGCCACAGUGCCAGGGCCAGGGCACUCUGUUCAGGCCAAAGGGAAGCCGGACUCCCACCCCCUCCCUGCUGUCCUCCGAGCCCCCCAGCCAGCACAGCACCCUGUACCGGCCCCCCAGCAGUCUGGGCUGUGCCACUCAGGCACCUACCGCAGGCUUCUCCUCUUUUGUUUGACACACAGCUCUCCUUCCAAUAACAACAGGACCCUGAGGACGAGUCUUUGAUUUUGUUGUUGUUGGUUUAUUUGUAUUUCACUCUUUCUUUUUGAUCCUUCUGGGUUUUUUUUCUCAGCUCUAUUUUAUUGACAGAGUUGUUGCUCAAUAUUAAGCAUUGCAGGCAUCUUGAAUAGCGCUUUCUUCUCUGUAAAGAGUGUGUGUGUAUGACUGUGUGUAGCGCGUAUGGUUGGUUUGUCCAUGUGAUGUAUAUUUCAUGAAAAGACAAUCAUUUGAAAGUUUAUAUGCGUCGCUUGAGUACAUUUAUUUGAAGGUUCAACAAGACGAACAAGGGAUAAAAAGAACCUGAGGUUCUGAAAAAAACAAAUCCUUGUUUUAAAAUGCUGUAUCAUUGUUUAAUAUGAGAGCUUUAUGGAAAAAAACAUCACCUUAGAAUCAUAGUUUAUGGACCACUUGGCUUGCUGAGACUGGACAAUGGAAAAUCAACCACUGAUGGAAAACUGUGAUGAUUGAAAAGAGGACAAACGUAAAGUGAGAACUGGACUCUGACUUGACGGGAGGCAGGAAUGGCCACUGUGGCUGUUGGCUGCCUCUGAGUUUCUCACUCUGCCUAAUCACUGUUAUCUCCACCAAGGGGGUUUUCACACGUGUCUGUUUAUUUGUCGGCAAGAUUAUGCAAGAAGUACAAAACUGAUUAGCACCAAACUUGGUGGAGUGAUGUGACGUGGUCUGAAAAAAUAACAUUACAUUUUUAGGCAGAUUUGGAUCAUUGACUAUGAAUUUGAAUUGGUUGCCCUGAGGUCUGGUGUAUGUUGUUUGACGUCGGCCUCUGCAAAGGUGCGAGCUCUCUACUGAGUGCCAUCCUAGUUGGAACUGCAUUAUGUGUUUACUGUAUGUACUUGUAUUAUAUUGUUUACAAGAUAUUUAUAUCAAUCAGCUUCGAACAUUUCCAGAACAUCACUAGUGACAAUGUUAUGAAUCACAUUAAAGCAUUGUGGCACCUUUUAUAGUAGUCUGGGGAAUAUGUUAAUUGUGUGCUGGUGUCAGUAGAUAUACAAACUUAGGUAACUUUAUUAACAUACAUUGUUUUGCCUUUGUGUUUACACACAGAA
Molecule: messenger RNA, 7973 nt
Organism: Paralichthys olivaceus (Japanese flounder)
Lineage: Eukaryota; Metazoa; Chordata; Actinopteri; Pleuronectiformes; Paralichthyidae
Source: RefSeq, a predicted model, not a curated record